AUGUCACCACCACUGUCUAUCGGGCUUGCCCUCGUGGCCGGUCUCGGGUUGACUACGGCGCAGCCCACGAUUGCCAAACGCGAUGCGUCGAGUUACCAGCAAAAUGCUGUCUGUGCUGCGGACCAACUGAUGCGGUACUACCAGACCGACAACACGGGCCUCUGGGGCAAAGACUUGUGGUGGCAGUCAGGCAACUUCCUGUCAUCACUGGCCACUCUGACCUCGCUAGACUCGGACUACCUGGCGCAACACGGCGAUGUGUUUGUGAACACCUUCCAAACAGCGACGGGAUAUGGACCAUCUCCGCACUUUAUAAACGGGUUCUACGACGACGAAGGCUGGUGGGGGAAUGCAUUUCUCGACGUGUACGACGUUACGGGCAAUCAGACCUACUUGCAGGCGGCCAUAAUCAUCUACCAGGACAUUGUCGGCGGGUUGGGCACGCCGUGUGGCGGGAUCUGGUGGGAUAAGGCGCAGAGUUAUGUGGCUGCCAUUUCGAAUGGACUGUACAUCGAGCUGGCAGCCGGGCUAGCAGCACGCACGGGGCCGGAUCAAUCGCCCGGCUAUCUCAGUCGCGCCGAGGAAGGCUGGAACUGGUUCUUCGACGUGGGCAUCGUGGACGGCAACUACCUAGUGUACGACGGAGUGAACAAGACCGACAGCUGCAAGCCAGUCGGCCUCCAGUUCACGUACAACCAGGGGGUGAUUCUGGGCGCCGCGGCCGAGCUGUACAAGGCGACAGGCAAUGAAACGUACUUGGAACAGGGAGCGCUGCUGGCCAACGCAUCGACCGCGGCCGGCUCGCCCGUCACGACGGAUCAGGGCAUCCUACACGACUACUGCGACCUGUCGGGCGACUGUGACGGGACGAUAGCGAUGUUCAAGGGAGCGUAUAUGCGUGGUCUGCGCAAGCUGCAGCUGGCCUCCCCGCACGACAACUGGAAGGACUUUAUCACCACCAACGCCCAGAGUAUUUGGAACAACGAUUUGGAUAUCGAAGAUAACAGCGGUACCUCCGAGUGCAACCUCGGCACCGACUGGACUGGGCCGUAUACCACAGCUAAUGUGGUCACCCAGGGUGCCGCCCUGGACGCGUUGAUCGCCGCGCUCGCGGUGACCCAGUAG
Molecule: messenger RNA, 1125 nt
Organism: Talaromyces rugulosus
Lineage: Eukaryota; Fungi; Ascomycota; Eurotiomycetes; Eurotiales; Trichocomaceae
Exons: 3
Coding region: 1-1125 (374 amino acids)
Biological process (GO): carbohydrate metabolic process
Source: RefSeq, a predicted model, not a curated record